This is a messenger RNA of Harpegnathos saltator (Jerdon's jumping ant), 1074 nucleotides long. RefSeq names its product zinc finger protein 512B. Bases 194 to 895 code for a protein of 233 amino acids. The transcript is spliced from 3 exons. NCBI's taxonomy places the organism in Eukaryota, Metazoa, Arthropoda, Insecta, Hymenoptera, Formicidae. The record is from RefSeq and is a predicted model, not a curated record.
ACCCAGAUUCGGCAGCAGCGAAAGUGUAUCACUCAUAGAAUCACUCGUGACGAUUGCUCCUCUUCUUCGUCCGACUGAUGUGUCGCCGACGUCUCUGAUACCCUAUAAAUACUUACGGGGGUCACGAUUCUCGAACGAACUCAGUUUUUCGUCGGCAUCGCGACCAACAACUAGAACUCAGGAGCGACUGGUCAUGAAGCUUCUUCUGUUAAUGUCACUCGUGGCAGCCAGCAGUGUAGCAGUUACUGUUGAAAACAAUUUGCGUCAAAGAAAUAACGCUCCCCUAAAAGAAAAGAAACAUGGCAAAAGAGGACUGGAUAACUUGGGAUACAGUUUACAACAUGAACAUCUAGAACAUAUAUAUGGACCACCAGUGCAUUCACCUCCGGUUUACGAAGUUCCAACCGCGGACGUCGGUCAUCCGGUACCAGAACAUAUCCCAGAGCCGUCACCGCCGGUCGCCGUUGGACACCCAGUUGCAGCAGUACCGGUUCCUAUUCCGCAACCGAUACCGCAUCCGGUACCACAACCCGUGGCGGUGCCUGUGGCAGUGCCAGUCACUAAGCACGUGCCAAUCGCCAUACCUGUACCGAUCCACAUUGAUCGCGCCGUACCGGUAGCAGUGCCCGUUCCCAAACCGUAUCCAGUCACCGUAGAAAAAAUCGUUCCCGUGGACCGGCCUGUCCCAGUGCCGAUUGAAAAGCCGGUGCACAUCCCCGUAGACCGUCCUGUGCAUGUGCCGGUCCCAGUACCGAAGCCGUACCCUAUCACCUUCGAGAAGAUCGUGCACGUGGACCGGCCGUAUCCGGUACAUGUAGCCGUGCCAGUACACGUACCGAAGCCGUAUCCAGUACCGAUCAGCAUACACGCGCACUAUAAGUCGCACGGCUGGUAAUUUGCUCGUUUCGCAUCAUAUACUCGUCUCUUGGCUCUUCGAUGAUAAUAAUAAUAAUAUUAAUAUAUAUAUAUAUAUAUCUCAUAAGUCGUCACUUGAAACUAGAACUACUGACGAUCGACGCGACUUAUUUUUAUUGGAGCGGUAGAAGUGAUAGAUUUUUUAAGAAAUAUGUUAUG